Messenger RNA from Scomber scombrus (Atlantic mackerel), 900 nucleotides. RefSeq names its product toll-interleukin 1 receptor (TIR) domain containing adaptor protein (gene tirap). Gene Ontology annotation, biological process: signal transduction. Lineage: Eukaryota; Metazoa; Chordata; Actinopteri; Scombriformes; Scombridae. The record is from RefSeq and is a predicted model, not a curated record.
AUGAGUUGUACAGCUUCCAUCUCUGAGUCCUGGUCCGUUAACAACAUGCAUGAUUGUUUUCCUUCUGUUUCAGGCUGGUUCCAAAAACUCUUGAAAUCAAGAGUACCUUCAUCAACAUGUAAACAAGAAGCGAAAGUAACACAAAAAGUGACUUCUGAUAGCAAUUCAUCACUUUCAUUUACAUCAUCAUCUUGUUCUUCGUCAUCAUCACCAAGGACAACUUCCUCUAAACCGACACAGUCACCACCUGCUCUGAGCUCACCGCUGCGAUGGAGUCUAAAAUAUGAUGUGUUAGUGUGCCAUAGCUCAGAUCCCAGUGACACUGAAGAGGCUGUACGCCUGGUCUCUUUUCUGGAGGCCCACAGUCUUCGAUGCUUUCUUGUGCACAGGGACACAUGUCCAGGAGGAGCAUUUUCCACAGAAUUAUGUGAGGCUGUACAGAAUAGCCACUUGAGGGCUCUGCUCAUCACUCCUAACUUCCUGCAGGAUGAAUGGUGCAUGUACGUGAUGCACCAGGCUCUGUCAGAGGGGCCAAUGUCUAAUCGCAUGCUUCCACUGGUUUAUAACCUGCCACACUCUCAGUACCCUCAAGAACUCAAGUUUCGCUUCUACUUCGACCUCGGCAAGCAUCCUGACCAAUGUUAUAGUCGUGUCAACAACACUGUGCUACAAUACCUGCAAGACAUGGUUAAAAAUGAGAAGACAGAUUGCAACAUGGACAGCUCUAGCAACGGAUUAAGUGGAGUGAGCAGCUAACAAGAAGACCAUGCUGAUAUCAAAAUCUACUCAGAGGAUCAAUUCACCUACGAAUCAGUGUGUCUCAUGCAGGGACACAGUAGAUGGGACGGCUCUGUAAAUGAUGCAGCCACAACAAAGACUGAUAUUCUAAAGCAUCAUUGA